This is a messenger RNA of Baudoinia panamericana UAMH 10762, 1281 nucleotides long. RefSeq lists its product as uncharacterized. The coding region runs from base 255 to 986 and encodes 243 amino acids. The transcript has 2 exons. The record is from RefSeq and is a predicted model, not a curated record. Gene Ontology annotation, cellular component: cell tip; Golgi to plasma membrane transport vesicle. Gene Ontology annotation, biological process: exocytosis. Gene Ontology annotation, molecular function: guanyl-nucleotide exchange factor activity. NCBI's taxonomy places the organism in Eukaryota, Fungi, Ascomycota, Dothideomycetes, Mycosphaerellales, Teratosphaeriaceae.
UCUCACGGCGAGAAGCUUAUUGGUCAAGUCAACGUUUCUGUAUUGCUAGAGUUUCAGUAAUUCCUUGUCUGGCCCAAUCACGCUCGUGCAAACUACAGAAGCGCGCUGGAGGAGCGGCCGCGUGCCGCUGCCGGUUAAGCCAGGAGUCGUUCGCUGUCUUCGCCGAACAGGACUAUGCCGCUCAUCGGCCCUGCAGGACUCAAGUGACACAGUAAUGUUGGCUUUAGCUGCAGGGCAUCACACUACGGCAAGACAUGGCGGAGGAAGACCUUCCGAGCGGUAUCCAUACCGCUCAUGACUCGGGAUACUCGUCGGGCGACAUACUGAGGGUUCAGGAGUUGGAGAAUGAGAACCAAACUUUGGCCGAAAAGCUCAGCAAUGCAUCUCAACAAAUAGCGGAAUACGAGAAUGGAAAACGAGUUCUUGAGGCCCGUAUACGGCAACUCGAACGUAUACAACAACGUCAAAAUGCUUUACCCGAAGAGGCAGAGGAUGGAGCACAGGCAGCUGCUCAGCCAGCGCGACCAGGCGUGGGCCGCUCGUUCAGCUUCAUGUCUCCGCGCAAGCCUUCGCCGGUGUCAACAUCUGCACACCGGGAGAAGGAGCUUGAAGCAUCCUUGAUCAAAGAACAGACCCUGCGCAUUGCGGCCGAGCAGAAAGUCAAGGAUGUCACUGCGGAGAUUGAGGAGCUGAGUGAGAACCUGUUCCAAGAGGCCAACGAAAUGGUUGCGGCAGAGAGAAAGGAGAACGCGGAGUUGAAGAAGAAGAUCCAGGAAUUAGAGGGUAAGGUUAAAGACCUGACGAGUCAGGUCGGAGAGCACGUCGUGGCGGGCAACCCAGCAGGCUUACGACGCGAGGUCGUCAGACUCGGCGAGAAAGUGAAGGUGCUCGAGGAGCGUGAUGUUGACCGCAAGCGCAGGCUGGAGACUAUUGAAGCGGCCAGUAAACGGGUUGAGCGGGUGAAGGCAAUGCUCGUUCCGCCCUGAAGCGAGCUUGCAGGUCUACCAUCUAUCAGUGAUGCCGACCCAUCGGGAUGUUUCCGAAAGCCGGAGAGAUUGAGGCUGGCCUGGAAAUCUGUUGAUACGUCCUUGGAAUCAGCGACGAUACGGAACCGACUCGCCACACCACCGUGCGGACGGAGGAACGUACUGCGCCGCGUACACGCAGUCUGUGGUCGCAAGUUACGCCUUCUCCCAUCGCAAGGCAAAGCGUACGGAGAUAGUCCAUGAGGCUACUGCCUGCACGUACGAGCUUGGAACGCCAUACGAGACCAUUGGCUUA